AUGUCAUUCAACCAGCAGUUUGCAUAUAACAUUGGAAAUAUCAGUUUUGGAAUUGCUCUCAAUGAUUUUAAUGGCGACAAUCGGAUGGAUAUUAUUGUUCCCAAUUUCUACGAAAACAAUAUCUAUGUUUUACUAGGGGAUGGCAAUGGAAAUUUCUUUUUAGGAUCAAUUCUCAUAACUCGCACAAAUCCAUAUGCAGUCGCUGCCAAUGACUUUAAUGGAGAUAACUGCACCGAUAUAGCUGUCACUGCCUUGGGUAAUAAUAGUGUAGGCAUUUCACUCGGUUUUGGCGAUAGUACUUUCUUUUCACAAAACUCAUUUGCAGUUGGCAGUUACCCAGCGACAGUUUCUGUUGAAGAUUUUAAUGGUGAUCGACUCCUUGACUUGUUGGUCGUUAACAAUGACGCCAAUACUGUCAGUAUUCUUCUCGGUUACGGUAAUGGCAGUUUCGCACCACAAAAAACUUUUAAUACAUUCUUCUAUCCAACCACAGCUGUCGUAGCUGAUUUCAAUCAUGAUAAUCGCUUAGACUUCGCUGUCACCAACUAUGGCAGUGGUAGUGUGAGUGUUCAUCUGGGCUACGGCAAUGGUACUUUCCGCACGCGAACAUCCUAUGCCACCAUGACUAAUCCGUGGGGACUGGCUGUGGGUGAUCUGAAUGGUGAUCAUCACAUGGAUCUGAUCGCAUCAAACUGUGAAAAUGGUACGAUCAGUGUGCUACUCGGUAAUGGCAACGGCACCUUCCGAGCAGCUGUCAACUACAUAAUUGGAAGUUGUGCAUAUGCAGUCGCGAUUGGUGACUUAAAUGGCGAUACUUACUUGGAUGUCGUUGCUGUCGGAAGCUUUUUUAAUUAUUUUAUCAUAUUUCUUGGUGAUGGAAGAGGCUCUUUCUUCGAAUGGUGGUCUAUUGUUACAGAUUACAAUCCGACAUCAUUGGCUCUCUAUGAUUUCAAUAAUGAUGGUCGGCUUGAUGUCGUGACCGUUCAUUAUACGGGCACUGUAUCAGUAUUUCUGAACGCAUGUUAA
Rotaria sp. Silwood2 is the source of this 1026-nucleotide messenger RNA. The record is from the annotation of a GenBank genome assembly. Lineage: Eukaryota; Metazoa; Rotifera; Eurotatoria; Philodinida; Philodinidae.